Molecule: messenger RNA, 738 nt
Organism: Aspergillus thermomutatus
Lineage: Eukaryota; Fungi; Ascomycota; Eurotiomycetes; Eurotiales; Aspergillaceae
Product: EXPERA domain-containing protein
Exons: 1
Coding region: 1-738 (245 amino acids)
Biological process (GO): sterol metabolic process
Cellular component (GO): membrane; endoplasmic reticulum
Molecular function (GO): cholestenol delta-isomerase activity
Source: RefSeq, a predicted model, not a curated record
AUGUCUUCCACCAUUCCUUUUACCCUCGACGUUCCGACGUCCCUUUGCAUUGCCUUUACUCUAUCGUUCAUGCCUAUCGCUUACCUGCUUGGUACAUCACUGAUACCGUCUUCUCAGACGCGCAACCGGAUCCUGUUUUACUGGCACGCCUACGAUGCCCUGACCCACAUCUUCAUCGAAGGAUCGUUUCUCUACGAGUGCUUCUACAGCUACACCACGCUCCCCGCCGGGUUCAGCAAAGAGCCAUACUUCCUAGGCUACAAGGACCGCGUAUACGGAGCAGCCUACGGAACGGGACCAAGUGCGCGACUGUGGCAGGAAUAUGCAAAAGCGGACCGUCGCUGGGCUGGCGCAGAUGCUACCACUAUCUCUAUUGAACUGUUGACCGUAUUCCUCGGUGGCCCGGCUGCCAUGUAUGUGUGCUACUUGCUGUGGAAAGCAUCGAGUAGCCGGUCGACUGCGCCGGCAAAAGGCACAGCUAAGGCGAGAUUGUGGUUGGUUGCGCCAGCGCUGGCGACGGCUGAGCUGUACGGAGGAUUUAUGACUUUUGCGCCUGAAUGGCUGACGGGAAGUUCCCAGCUGGACACAAGUAAUGCUGUGUACCUCUGGUUUUACCUCUUCUUCUUCAACACCUUGUGGGUGUGGAUUCCGCUCUGGGUCCUCUGGGAGGCUGCGAAAGAGCUGCGAGCAGCCUUUGUGGCGGCAGAAAAAGCUGACGAGCGCCGGAAGAUCAAGUGA